UACUUGAAGGCAGCAGGCUGCAAAGUGUAGGAGCGGUGAUUGAGUCUGGGAGCAGAGCCGCGGAGGUGACGACGGCCAUCUUAGACCUUCGCUCAUCUUCUGGAUUUUAUUUGUCUUAUUUUGUAAAAAAAACACAAACUGACUGACGAAGGAAAAAAGAAGACCCCGUCUUUUACGUCGCCGCGGUUGAACUCAAAGUCGAGAUGCGGUUCCGAGGCAACACACGAUUUGCAUCCGCUGUCGGACUGCUCUUCGGACUAUUAUGUGCGGUGGAAGCAGCCAAAGUCAAUAAGCACAAACCAUGGAUUGAGACGACAUACCACGGGAUUGUAACCGAAAACGAUGACAAAGUGUUACUGGACCCCCCCCUCAUCGCCCUGGAUAAGGACGCUCCUCUACGAUACGCAGAGAGUUUUGAGGUGACCCUCACUGAAGAAGGUGAGAUUUGCGGCUUCAGGAUCCACGGGCAGAAUGUCCCCUUUGAAGCAGUGGUCCUGGACAAGUCCACUGGUGAGGGCGUCAUCCGGGCAAAGGACAAGCUGGACUGUGAGCUGCAGAAGGAGCACACCUUCACCAUCCAAGCAUAUGAUUGUGGAGAGGGUCCUGAUGGUACCAACAUGAAGAAGUCUCACAAAGCCACUGUUCACAUCCAAGUGAACGACAUCAACGAGUACUCGCCUGUGUUCAAGGAGAAGUCCUACAAAGCCACAGUCAUUGAGGGGAAGAAGUACGACAGCAUCUUGAAGGUGGAGGCUGUGGACGCCGACUGCUCCUUCCAGUUCAGUCAAAUUUGCAACUACGAGAUUGUCACUCCUGACGUGCCCUUCACCAUCGACAAAGACGGUUUUAUCAGGAACACGGAGAAACUGAGCUACGGCAAAGAACACAUGUAUAAGCUGACUGUGACGGCCUACGACUGUGGGAAGAACCGUGCCUCUGAGGAUGUGCUGGUCAAGAUCAGCAUCAAACCCACCUGCAAACCCAGCUGGCAAGGUUUCAAUAAGAGGACUGAGUAUGAGCCUGGCACGGGAAGCCUGGCCCUUUUCCCCAGCAUGCACUUGGAGACAUGCGAUGAGCCAAUCACAUCCAUCAGAGCCACUAUUGAACUGGAAACCAACCACAUCGGAAAGGGCUGCGACCGCGAUACUUAUUCUGAGAAAUCCCUACACAAGCUCUGUGGAGCCAGCUCUGGCACCGUGGAGCUCCUUCCUGCACCGAGCAGCUCAGUCAACUGGACUGUCGGCCUGCCCACUGACAACGGACACGACAGCGACCAAGUGUUUGAGUUCAAUGGAACCCAGGCCAUCAAAGUCCCCGAGGGUCUAGUGAGCACCAGCCUGAAGGAGCCCUUCACCAUCUCUGUGUGGAUGAGACACGGCCCCGGAGCCCACGAGAAGGAGACCAUCCUCUGCAACUCUGACAAGUCAGUGUUGAACAGACAUCACUACUCUCUCUACGUCCACAACUGCAGACUCAUCCUCCUGCUACGUCAAGAUGCUUCAGAGGCUGAGAACUACAAACCGGCCGAGUUUCACUGGAAGCUGGACCAGGUGUGUGACAAAGAGUGGCAUCAUUAUGUGUUGAAUGUGGAGUUCCCCACCAUGUCUCUGUUCGUGGACGGAACCACAUUCGAGCCAUUCCUGGUGACGGAGGACUACCCACUGCACGCCUCCAGGAUUUCAACACAGCUCACCAUCGGUGCCUGCUGGCAAGAAAACUCUGGACAUGACAAUGACACUGAGACAGGCCCUGAGCCCACCUCAGGUGGAUACGGUCACAUGGCUCAGUUUUUCAGAGGAAACCUAGCAGGGCUGAUGAUCCGCUCCGGUAAAGUGGAGAACAAGAAAGUGAUCGACUGUUUGUACACUUGCAAGGAGGGACUGGACGUGCAGCUGCCAGAGGAGGUAGCUUCAGCUGUCAAGGUGGAGUUCAACCCUAACCAGUCCUCUCUGACUGUUGAAGGCAAUGACAUUGGUGCUUUUGACAAGGUCAUGCAGCACAUCUCGUACCUCAACUCUCGUCAGUUCCCCACUCCUGGCAUCAGGCAUCUUCGCAUCUCCACAACUGCCAAAUGUUUCAAUGACGAGUCCUGCGUCACGGUGCCAGACACUGAUGGCUACGUGAUGGUGCUGCAGCCCGAAGAACCCAAGAUCAGUCUGAGUGGAAUCGACCACUUUGCCCGCAGCGCCGCCGAGUUCGAGAGCCAGGAAGGUGUGAUGCUGUUCCCUGAGCUGCGUAUCGUCAGCACCAUCACCCGUGAGGUGGAAGCUGAUGCCGAGGCUGAGGCCACAGAGGAAGCAGAUGAUGAUCCCACCGUUCAAGAGACAGUGGUGUCAGAGGAGAUCAUGCACAACCUGGACACGUGUGAAGUCACUGUGGUAGGAGACGAGCUGGACGGAGAGCACGAGGGCCUGGAGGUGGACGUGACCCACCUGCAGCAGCGUGGUCUGGAGAUGAGCUCUUCUAAUCUGGGCCUGGUCAUCACAGGUGUCAACACCAUGGCCAACUACGAGCAGGUCCUGCACCUCAUCCGCUACAAGAACUGGCACACUGAGGCGCUGUUUGACAGGAAAUUCAAACUGGUCUGCUCUGAGCUUAAUGGCCGCUACAUCAGCAACGAGUUCAAGGUGGAGGUGAAUGUCAUCCACACAGCCAACCCCGUGGAACAUGCCAACAAUGCCAUGGUGCAGCCCAACUUUAUUAACCCUGUCCAUCACGCCUCUGUGGAUCUGUCUGGACACAACCUGGCAAACGCUCACCAGGCCUCAGUGGUACCCAGCGCUGCCACCAUCGUCAUUGUGGUGUGUGUGAGUUUCCUGGUGUUCAUGAUCAUCUUGGGUGUUUUCCGCAUCCGUGCUGCUCACCAACAAACCAUGAGAGACCAGGAGAGCGGCAAAGAGAACGAGAUGGACUGGGACGACUCAGCCCUGACCAUCACUGUCAACCCCAUGGAGACAUACGAGGACCAGCACAGCAGUGAGGAAGAGGAGGAAGAGGAGGAGGAAGAGAGCGAGGACGGCGAGGAGGAAGACGACAUCACCAGCGCUGAGUCAGAGAGCAGCGAAGAAGAGGAGAGCGGGGAGCCAGAGGACCAGCAGGGGGCGAGCAGACAGCAGCAGCUGGAGUGGGACGACUCCACCCUCACCUACUGAAACACAUGACGCACACACACACACACAUCUACACACGUCACCAACUAUACACACUUAUGUCACUCCCUCAUCCCCAGAAUAUCAUGUUUAAGAAUCCAGGAUGUUAAACAAAAAAAACUAUAUAAAAAAAAAGCCUCCGUUCAGCAUCAUGAUUUCCUGUUGUUCUCUUCGUGGUGGUACUCGGUGUAGUGUAGUCAUCAUCCGAUUGCUGAUCUUCACUCUUUAUUUUUUUAUUUAUUCUAUUUGAAUUCCAAGGGCAUACAUUUGUUUG
Molecule: messenger RNA, 3423 nt
Organism: Cynoglossus semilaevis (tongue sole)
Lineage: Eukaryota; Metazoa; Chordata; Actinopteri; Pleuronectiformes; Cynoglossidae
Gene: clstn1
Product: calsyntenin 1
Exons: 19
Coding region: 204-3152 (982 amino acids)
Biological process (GO): homophilic cell-cell adhesion; positive regulation of synapse assembly; positive regulation of synaptic transmission
Cellular component (GO): postsynaptic membrane; cell surface
Molecular function (GO): calcium ion binding
Source: RefSeq, a predicted model, not a curated record